This is a messenger RNA of Lemur catta (Ring-tailed lemur), 1290 nucleotides long. RefSeq names its product regulatory factor X associated ankyrin containing protein (gene RFXANK). Gene Ontology annotation, cellular component: nucleus. Gene Ontology annotation, molecular function: protein binding. The transcript has 10 exons. NCBI's taxonomy places the organism in Eukaryota, Metazoa, Chordata, Mammalia, Primates, Lemuridae. Bases 255 to 1139 code for a protein of 294 amino acids. Gene Ontology annotation, biological process: regulation of transcription by RNA polymerase II. The record is from RefSeq and is a predicted model, not a curated record.
CUCGGGCCCUUCCGCACUUUUGGGGGCGGGGGUGCGCAGGCGCAGUGGGAGAGCUCUGGGGUCGCGGGUAGCGGUGGCGUAUCAAAUUGCUCCGUGUCCCAGCAGAGGAAGCUAGGACGCUGAGGGUCUAGUCUCCAGCCUGCUCUCCAUUAUAUCCGUUGGAAGAUAAAAGUUUGUGAAUUGGGACACCAAGUUUUGGGGAAACGGGGCUUGCGGCGCGGGGGGACAGAGGAGACUCCUGGGGAGCUUCCCCCAUGGAGCCCACCCAACCUGCAGAGGACCUCAUCCUGACUGAGCAGCCCCCUGCCUCAGAACUUGGGGACCCCGAAGACCCCGGGGAUGAAGCUCCAGAUGGCUCAGAGACUGUGGUCCUCAGUCUCUUCCCUUGUACCCCAGAGCCCGGGAAUCCUGAACCAGAUGCCAGUGUCUCCUCACUGCAGGCCGCUUGCCCGUGGACUCCUUUGAGGGCAAAGCCUCUGUCUCGUUUGCUGGGACACUGCGAGACGUGGAAGGGAAAGAUGCAUCCUGGGUAUCCAGGAGAAAACGGCAGCUCCCUGAAGCACUCUACAACCCUCACCAACCGGCAGCGGGGAAAUGAGGUGUCGGCCCUGCCAGCUACCCUAGACUCCCUGUCUAUCCACCAGCUCGCGGCCCAGGGGGAGCUGAGCCAGCUGAAAGAGCAUCUGAGGAAAGGAGACAACCUCAUCAACAAGCCGGACGAGCGAGGCUUCACCCCACUCAUCUGGGCCUCUGCCUUUGGAGAGAUCGAGACCGUCCGCUUCCUACUUGAGUGGGGUGCUGACCCCCACAUCCUGGCCAAGGAGCGGGAGAGCGCCCUGUCACUGGCCAGCACAGGUGGCUACACGGACAUUGUGGGGCUGUUGCUUGAGCGUGACGUGGACAUCAACAUCUAUGACUGGAAUGGAGGGACGCCCCUGCUGUAUGCAGUGCGUGGGAACCAUGUGAAGUGCGUUGAGGCCUUGCUGGCCCGAGGUGCCGACCUCACCACUGAAGCCGACUCAGGCUACACUCCGAUGGACCUCGCCGUGGCCUUGGGAUACCGGAAAGUGCAACAGGUGAUCGAGAACCACAUCCUCAAACUCUUCCAGAGCAACCUGGUGCCCACUGACCCCGAGUGAAGGCCACCUACUGGGAACUCAGUCACUCAGGGAACAAAAAGGUCGACUCAGAGCUGGGGGAACCCAGAACUGGCUUCAGAGGCAGCUCUUGGACAGGCGGUGGGAGGGGACCCUUCCCAACAGGAACCAAUAAACUUUCUGUGCAGCAGAA